Messenger RNA from Microcebus murinus (gray mouse lemur), 2205 nucleotides. Lineage: Eukaryota; Metazoa; Chordata; Mammalia; Primates; Cheirogaleidae. The record is from RefSeq and is a predicted model, not a curated record.
UGAGGCAGGAGUCCCGUGGGCGGAUCUUGAGGCAAGAGUCCUGUCCCGGCUAUAAAAUGCCUGCACUUGGCAGCCGGGAUUCGGGCUACAAACAGCUGACUGCCUGCCGGCCUCUGAGUCUCCUGCUUCGGGGUCUCUGCUGUUCUUCUUGCCCAGGUCUCCAGUGCCCGGGUCUCCCAUGGCACCGGCCUCGGGCUCCAAGUUGAAUCUGACAGUCCUCAGACUUCCACUUCUGCUGCCGGUUCUGCCUCUGCUGCUGGGCUCGGCCUGGGCGGGGCGAGCAGAAACUCACACUCUUUCCUAUGACUUCACCAUCACUCCUACAUUCAGACCUGCACCACGGUGGUGUGACGUUCAAGGCCAGGUGGAUAAAAAGACUUUUCUUCACUAUGACUGUGGCAACAAGGUUAUACCCUGUGGUCCCCUGGGAAUGGAAAUAAAUGGCACAAAGGCCUGGAAAGUACAGACAGAAACACUGAGCAGUGUGGUGGAGGACCUCACACAGGAACUGCUUGACAAUCUACCAGAAAAUCACACACUCAGGGGGACAGAUCCUCUCACCAUGGAGGUCAGGAUGUCUUGUCAGCGUGGAGCCAAUGGGCACACCACAGGAUCCUGGCAGUUUGGCUUCAAUGGACAGACGGUCCUCCGCUUUGACUCAAAGAAUAGAAAGUGGACACUGGCACAUCCUGGAGCCAGACCCAUGAAAGAGAAGUGGGAGAAUGACAAGGAUGUGACCAAGUUCUUCCAGAACAUCUCAAUGGGAGAUUGUAGGAGAUGGCUUACAAAAUUCUUGGUGCAUUGGGAAAAAAUGCUGCAGCUAACAGCACCACCCAUUGAGGCCCCAGACACAGCCCAAGUCAAGGCCAAGGCUGCCAGGUCCACCUGCUGCAGCCCCACUCUGCUCCUCACCUGCUCCAUCCUAUGGCCCAUACUGUGGAUACUGAGAAAGUGCGUGGAGUGACAGGUGCUGUGGGCAGAUUGGGAGGGGAGCAGGGCAGUGGUGAGGUGGGAGGACACAGAAGGGACUCCCUGAGCACCCCUGCACCCUCCCUUCCAUGGGACCUUCUCAUCCCAGAAUAAGACAGGGGAGCGAGACCUCCUGUCACUUGAUAAUAGUACCCUGGGCCAGCCACCCUGUGCUCUAUUAGUUGUCACUGUCACAGGCCAGUGGGAAGGGAAGGCCCACUCCGAGGCUUGGGACAUCUAAAUGCUGGAGUGUCUAGGGGGAUGCAGCAGUGUCAGGGGGGUUUCAGAGCAGGCUGUGUAUUCUACGGGCCAUGCUGAGUGGCGAGCAGAAAGCAGGACCAUGGGCAAGGGCAGCACCUUGGUGGCUCCAGGUGAUGUUUCAAAGGGAAGGAGGUUUUAUCUGCAAGGAAGAGAGCAGGAGAACUGGGUCUAAUCCCAGGAGGAGGAACCCCAAUGGCCUUGACACUCCCAAUUCCAAAUGCUGGAUUUCAGGGCUGCACUCCAUGGGACAUGGCUGAGGACAUAGCAGCUAAGCUGGAAGGUUGAGGACAGGCCAGUGCCCCCAGACCCUAGGAUUCCAGUUGGGCCCUGGGCUGUGUCCCUGACACCCAGCCUCCUGCACACUCCAGCCCCUGAGCCAGUGGAUGAGCAGAAUUGACUCUGAGGACAGGUGGGCUGAGCUGUGGCUGGAAUCCCAUGGUCGCAGCUGAGCUGGACUAGGGAUUGAUAGGGACAGUGACAUUUAGGGUUGUGGGUGCCACUGCCAGGGUGAAGAGAGGCUGAGAGAAGGGGAGAGAAGGAUGAUUGCCUGCAGUACCUCCCAAGGCCAGGACACCAUGGAGCCAGGCCCUCCCUGUGGACAGGCCCCGGGGCUGGAGAGCCUGUGAGAGGGAGGAGGCACUGAGUGGGGCACGGACCAUCCCUCAGCAGCCUCAGUCCCCAGUCACAAGGGCUGGGGCAGGGCCUGGGCUGAUCUGCCAUUGUAAAAGUUGGCGGAGAUGGGUGGAGGCUGCAGAUGCCAGGUGUGGGGGUAUCAGUGAAAAAUCCCCUCUGACAGGGAGAGUGUCUGGGGUGGGACAGCCCAGGAGAACUGGCCCAGGGUCUCCUCAGUCCCCUAAACCAUCACCUGUGUCUUUUCUGAAGGUGAAGCUGCUCUGCCAAGCCUGUGUGAGCCUGGCCUGGUUCCCACCCUCCCCUCUGGCUGCCACUUGUCCAGCACCUGCCACUGCUGUCCAG